CAAAUAUCCUACUUGAGUUUGCCCAUGCUUGCAACGAUGGUGGAAGACAAGAAAAAGAAUUCCAAUCUAUACAUAGAGGCAGCAAAGGUUCUUCAUGAAAUCUACGACAAAAAAGGAUCAAUAAAAACCAGUGUGUAUGGAUCAUCCUUCCAGGACAAGCAGAUGUUGUCAGCAUUGGUCAAUCAGACACUUAGAUAUGCUAAGAUCCUGGAAACAGUUGUCAAGCGCACCAAGCUACUAGAGAAAAAUAAGCUAUUGUGGAAUGAUGAGAUGCUGGCCCGAGUUUUACUGUAUGAUUUCAUGAUUGGGCCUGGGCUGUUUAGACCAGGAAGAUUAAAGGUAGUGGUAGCGAAGAAUAGAGAGUGUAUAACCAGUGAAUUUGACAGACUGUUGACUGUCUAUGGAGUACAGCACUAUGCAGAUUUACCCUACUCAACAUCAGAAGCUCUGCCGAGGUAUGUUCGAGUGAACCUGAUCAAAGUUACAAUGGAGGAAGUAAUUAAGGUGUUUAUGGAUGAUGGAUGGACAUUGGUUCCUAUGCCAGAUGAGGUUGACAGUUUUAUAGAAGCCUGCAGAAAUCUUGGAGAGGCUGAGUUUAUGAAAGACUUCCAUCUCUCUGAUCUUUUGGUGUUCCCUGCAUAUACUGAUCUCCAUAAUCACCACUUAGUACAGAAAAGCAAAGUCAUUUUACAAGACAAGGCUAGUUGUCUCCCUGCUCACAUUUUGUCACCACCAGAGGGAGCUGUUGUUGUAGAUAGCUGUGCUGCUCCUGGCAACAAAACAAGUCACCUGGCCAGUUUAAUGGGCAAUAAUGGAACAAUCUAUGCCUUCGAACACAAGGCAGAGAGGAUAGCCAUAUUUCAGGAUCGUAUGGAGGCAGCUGGUGUGACGUGUAAAGUGGCGCGGUGUAUGGACUUUCUCAGGGUAAAGACAGACAGUCAGGCCUAUAAGGAUGUAAAGUAUAUUAUGGUGGACCCUUCCUGUAGUGGAUCAGGUAUUGUAAAUAGACUAGAUGACUUGACUAAUGAUGAUUCCUCCACUACGCAACACCGCCUCGACCAACUCCACAAACUCCAGGCCAAGAUUUUACGACAUGCCUUCUCAUUCCCAAAUGUGAAAAAAAUUGUUUAUUCCACAUGUUCUGUCCAUGAGGAGGAAAAUGAACAAGUCUGUGAGGAAAUCUAUAACAGAUUCAAGGAAAGAUUUAAAAUACAAAAAGUCAUGAAAGAUUGGCCAGAGAGAGGAAGAGAAGGCUACCAGAAAAGUGACCAUUAUCUGCGAGCAUGCCCAGACAGAACACUGACUAAUGGGUUCUUUGUGGCUCAUUUUAAAAGAAGGAAAAACAAAGAGAAGAAGACAAGUGAGGACUCUGGAAUGGAAAAUGAAAAUGUGGAAGAAGGAUAUUAUAAUAAAGAAAAAUUUAGUGACAAUGAUAAUGAAUUAGAUAUGGAUAGAAAGAAAAAGAAGAAAAGAAAGAAAGAAAAAAAGGAAGUGUUAGAGGAGGAAAGAAGUGAGAGAGAGAAAAUGAAGGAAGAUGGCAAAGUGAGAAUGGAAGAUGGAGAUGUUGUCAAAGUGAGAAAAAGUAGGAAAAAGAAAAUAAAAGGGAAAGGUGAGCUCACAAAUGAUAAUGAAAAUGACAAAGUGAAGAACAUUCAUAAAGAGGAAAGUCAAAGGGAACAUUUACUAGCAAUGGAAGCAAGUGACAAAGUAAGAAAAAGUAAAAGGAAAAUAAAAGAGACAGACAAUGAAAUAAGAAAUGAAGACUGUGAAGAGGACAAAGUGAAGAAAAGUAAAAAGAAGAAAAGAAAGGCAGAUGAUGGAUUAACAGUGGAAAACUGUGAAAAUGACAAAGUGAAGAAAAGUAAAAAAGAGAAAAGUAAUGGGGAAGAUGUACCAACAAUGGAAGAUAAGGUAAAGAAAAAGAAAAAAGAAGAAAAGAAAAGAAGAGGGAGAACACUGACAUUGGAAGAGUGUGAAGAUGAUAAAGUGAAAACAAAGGAAGACAGAGAACCAGCACAUUUGGGGAAAACACAACACUGA
Messenger RNA from Saccostrea echinata, 2040 nucleotides. RefSeq names its product 28S rRNA (cytosine-C(5))-methyltransferase-like. The transcript is spliced from 9 exons. Gene Ontology annotation, biological process: rRNA base methylation. The record is from RefSeq and is a predicted model, not a curated record. Lineage: Eukaryota; Metazoa; Mollusca; Bivalvia; Ostreida; Ostreidae. Gene Ontology annotation, cellular component: nucleolus. The coding region runs from base 25 to 2040 and encodes 671 amino acids. Gene Ontology annotation, molecular function: methyltransferase activity.